Topomyia yanbarensis is the source of this 1404-nucleotide messenger RNA. Its product is annotated as sodium channel protein Nach-like. Gene Ontology annotation, molecular function: ligand-gated sodium channel activity. Gene Ontology annotation, biological process: sodium ion transmembrane transport. Gene Ontology annotation, cellular component: membrane. The transcript has 6 exons. Bases 1 to 1404 code for a protein of 467 amino acids. Lineage: Eukaryota; Metazoa; Arthropoda; Insecta; Diptera; Culicidae. The record is from RefSeq and is a predicted model, not a curated record.
AUGGCGUACAAAUUUCAUAUCUCAAAAUUCAUUCGCCGUGUGCUCGAAAGAAGCACCUUUCAUGGUGUAUAUCACGUGGCGAACAAGAAGAACAGUUUGUGUGAAAAAAUAUCAUGGGGAUUAGCCAUUUUGCUAGCGGUCAUCGGUAUGUCCUAUCUGUUGGUACUGUUUUGGAUCCGGUAUCUCACUAACCCAACGGUGAUUUCACUGGAUCGGAACUAUCACGAAUGGAACACAACUUUUCCCAGUCUUACGGUUUGCUUUCAUGACCGUCUAAAUGUUACUGCUCGGGAUAUACUAGUUGAAGAAUUGAAACCAGAAGAUCCUCAACGAUUUGAACGUUUUUUGGCUCUGCUGGCAGAAGCAAAUAUUUUUCGACUUGAACCGCUGGUCGAGUUCGACGAGUACAGUGAUCUGGAUUUGCAAGCCGUGCUUAACCAAAUCACCAAUCACGUGAAUACAACGGUAAUUCUUGAUAAUGGCCUUGAUGCGAAGACCUAUCGGGUUGUGACGGAGUUGGGAAUCUGUUACACGUUCAAUUCGGCCAUGGUUCGCUUCACAACGGUGGAUGCAUUGGACGAAGAAGAUCUACCGAAAGGCUUAAUACAGGUCAGCACCAUGGAAAGGGACAUUAUGGCUUCUUUGAGUAAUCUAACUUCCAACGGAGAUAUCUUUUACCAUGGACCGUAUGAAGUGCCAUCCUAUCUAAAGCGAUUAAUAGUUACACUUUCGACGUCUGCUUUUCUGACGAUUACAUUCAAACCGGUCAUCAUUACUGCCGAUGCCACCAUUCAGAAUCUGUACGUGCAACAGCGCAGGUGUCGGUUUCCCGAUGAGUCCAAUUUGGCACUUUUCCCGAAUUACUAUUCGCACAGCCUAUGUUUGUUGGACUGCAGAUUACGGUUAUUUCUCAAAUAUUGUGGAUGUGUACCGUACUUCUACAACUUGGAGGUAAAAGUUCCGGUUUGUCGACUAAAACAACUAAGAUGUGUAGUAGAUAAUCUUGCCGAAAUUCGCCAAACUCUUUCGUCGUGUGGUUGCCUGAAAGACUGUAAUACGAUCAGUUUCACCUUGCAAAAUUACGUGAUGUUUGAUUGGUUUAAUGACCCUUUAAUCAAGUGGAACAUGGAAACUCCAAAAGUACGAUACAGUAGAAAAAUUAUAUAUGGUUUUGCUGAUUUCAUGGUAUCUAUCGGUGGUAUUCAUGGUUUGUUCUUCGGCGCAAGUGUCAUAUCGUUUAUUGAAUUGCUUUACUCUUUUAUCAAAAAUGUACUACAAUCAUUGAUUCGAUUUAGAUCCAAAAUGCAAGAUAAAACAAGAGUAGGUUCUGUGAAACGGUCAACUGAAUUACAGAAUGACAAAAUUAACGUUAAAUUUAAUGAACGCGUGACAUAUUGGUACUAG